Molecule: messenger RNA, 3811 nt
Organism: Dimorphilus gyrociliatus
Lineage: Eukaryota; Metazoa; Annelida; Polychaeta; Dinophilidae
Source: the annotation of a GenBank genome assembly
CACUUGGCACGUUGAUUGGAUGACUGCCUACAACUUGCCGGCCCAAUCAGCACUGGCAACACUUUGCCUGACAAACCAAACAACUUGACUCUACAGCAGCGUUUCUUUCCUCUUCUGUUCUACAUAUUUCUUGUAGAAGCAAAAAAUGAUAUUACCGUCAUCUACUUCUACAGCAUCUCCACCUCCCUCUACUACCCAGGCUCUACCCCAACCUUCAAGUCGUUUACCGAUAUACGCAGCUCCCUUUAUGCUUCGGUCUAAUUCUGACUAUAGCAUGAGUAGUCUACUUGCACCUUCGGUUUUUCCUACCGCCAACUAUGCCAAUCUACCCCCUGGAUUAACAUCACUACCAAUUCCAGCAAGAACCUCCGCCGACCUCCUGUCCGCCCAACAUUCUUUCCAUCUUGCUCGUUCUUUAAAUCCUCCUCCGCCACCCCCACCUUCUCACUUACAAGCUCCUCGAGGUGUUGUAGAACCAGAACAGGAAGUACAUGAUGAUCCAAAAGUUGACCUGGAUUCUAAAGAAUUAUGGGAGCAGUUUCAUCAGUUCGGCACAGAAAUGGUUAUAACAAAGUCCGGCAGGAGAAUGUUUCCGCCGUUUAAAGUCAAAGUAUCUGGUUUGGAUAAACGAGCAAAGUACAUACUCCUAAUGGAUAUUGUGGCAGUGGAUGAUUGCAGAUAUAAAUUUCACAAUUCGAAAUGGAUGGUAGCUGGAAAAGCAGAUCCUGAAAUGCCAAAAAGAAUGUAUAUUCAUCCAGAUUCACCAGCAACAGGAGAACAAUGGAUGCAAAAACUUGUAUCUUUUCACAAACUUAAACUAACGAAUAACAUAUCGGACAAACAUGGAUUUAUAAGUGUCAUUUUGAAUUCGAUGCACAAAUAUCAACCCAGAUUCCACCUGGCAAGGGCAAACGACAUCCUCAAAUUACCCUACUUACCAUAUUCGGAAUUUCGUUCGUUCGUUUUUAAGGAAACUGAAUUUAUUGCUGUUACUGCAUAUCAAAAUGAAAAAAUUACUCAACUAAAAAUAGAUCACAAUCCUUUCGCGAAAGGUUUUAGAGACACUGGUAGUGGUAGGCGUGAGAAAAAGCGAUUAAUGAUGCAACAAACGUCAACAUCAACCAAUAGUGCAACAACUCCAGUAACGUCAAGUACCGUUGUACCAACAACUGAGGCAAGCGACGAAGAUGAAGAGGAUCAAGAAUGUUCAGAAAUUUCAGUUGUUGACGAGAAGCCACAAGAGAGCUGCUCUUCAACGGUUAAAGAUGAAGACAGGAACAAUAACAACAAUCAGGGCGACUCUUCUGAUGAGUCAUGUGAGAAUGGAGUGGACGAUAGCGGAGUGGUGAAAUCAUCCCCCCAAUCAACAACUCCUCCCUCUCAUCAACAAAACCCGUCUAACAAUCUACAUCAACAUACUCAACAACAACCUACGAGUAUGUUACCGUAUUUGUAUGGACCAGCCGCAGCAGCAGCUUUGGGAUUAUACUCUUCAACAAGCGCUCUAAGUCAUCUAUCUAAUAUCAUGUUCAAUGCCCAUCAUGCACACUUGAUGGCGGCAGACAUGCCUCAUCUCUUUAAUUCCUCCCUCAUCCCCCCUCAUCCACUUUGGGCGCAGUGUAACACAGUCGACGUAAAUUCUAUUCUCGGAGCAUCUUCAACUACCUCAACUUCUUCCUCUCCUUUUCAUCGGUCCACAAGAUUUUCGCCUUAUCCUCUCUUAAAUUUAAGAAAUUCAACAGUAAACCGAUCAAUGUCUCCUGAACGCGCUCCCUCCAACGGCUCUAUAGAAUCGGUUGCAAACGAACCAAUUUCGUUAACAUCCAAAAAUCCAACAAGCGAGUUGAAGAGUAUUGAGAAAAUGGUUAACGGUUUACAUGAUCAGUCAAAAGCGUCAAAUCGUGACAGUUCCGUAUAAUAGUCCUUACUUUAUACUACUAAGAUAAAAUUUAAAUUAGGUGCUGGCACGUUCAUGCAGUUGAGAUGUAUAUGAUAUGUAUAUUUACAAUAUGCUUUAUAAUUGUAUAUAUAAAAUAUACAUGUACAGUAUAUAUCACAGAUAUAAGACAAAUUACGGAGUCAGAACAAUUUGUGCCAAGAUUACAUAUUAAUAUAAAUGUAUCAUAAAGAAGGAAUAGUCAAUUUUUCAGCUUUAUUACGGUAUGCGAAUGAAAUCAGUUAUAUUCACACAGUAUACAGAAAAACGGUAUUUAUGAUGUGAGCUAUGUAAGAUAAGUAAAGUGGAACUAUUUGGGUCUAUCACUCUAUUUAGUCUUUUUUUAUGUUAAAGCGUGUUUCUCUUAAAAUGUACACAUUGUAUGAUAUUUAUAAUGACAACAUGUUUUGCUUCUAGUGACGAUCUUAUUUAUAUUGUACCAGAGCCAUAAUCUUACACCGUUUAGCAAGUAUACCUAUCACAUGUGUACACAAAUUGUUAGUCACGAGAAUGCUAUAUGUGCUGUAUUUUUGUUUCCGUUCAAAUGGAACUUGCUUAUAAUUUUUUUGACAAUCUAUUCGUGCUUAUGAUAAAUAAAAUAUAAAUAAAAAAUUCAUAAAAUAUGAAUAAACAUGUUUAAGUACUUUCAAUAUUUUUCCGCAUUUUAUGCAUUACGAUGUUUCUAAAGUCUGUAAAAGAUGAGUAACAUUUUUUUCUAGCAACCGACGCUGAAUUAGGUAAUGCUGCAAAGUGGUCGUAAAGGCGCCAUUACAUUGAACAAGGUGUUUUUAUUGUAUUAACAAGAGACGAAUGUCUGAAGAAAAGUGGUGUUUUGAGGUUUGCGCACAGGAUCGAUAUCGUAUUGAGGUAUGUGUAUUGAGAGUUAGAAGUCAAUUCGUUUUGAGUAUGUACAUUCUGAAGGUGUGCUCUCAGGCAGCUAGGCGCCAGUCGGGUACUUCAUUUGACGUGCUGUUUAUACAGGCUAUAUAGGGGCGACUCUUUUUUUCAUUUGUAUAUAUAUAGAUGAGAAGAUUAUGCAACUUCCCACUCAUUGAGAAAAGCGACGUUUAUCAGUCAGGGAGAUCAGAGACGUCUACUUUACGUAUUAUCAGCAUCGUAGAGUUUCCUUCUAUCAAGUUGCUUCAAGUUUCUUCUUGUCUCGCGUGAGGAGGAAAUCCGAGUGACGUGGUGUGUGGCGCUUGGUGCCCUGCUGCUAAAAUGCCGGUAUCGCACGGGUGGUGAAAGUGGCCUCCCGCUGGGUCCUAGCGAGCUCCCGAUGAACAAUCACCCGUUUCUUUCAAUUUUUACAGUGUAACUGCGCGUGCGCUGGUACCUUCUUAUCUAAUUCUUUGUUGCUCUUUCUUUCUAAGCAUUUGUCGACCUUUUAUCUUUGAAUUUUUCAUUUUAUUUUAAACCAAUUAGUAAAACGUCUCGAAAUUCCGUUGUCGGUACAUAUUAUUUCUGAUUCAACGAGCACUUGACAGUGUUAUGCCAACACGUUUUCGCGCCAGCUGCGCAAAUUCUAUAUCGAAUAACGGUUGCUUGAAGUUAUACUGUUAUAUACGUAAGAAGUGUUAGCGUUCGAUAAAAGAGCGUUGAUUUGCUGACAAAUGUCAUCAAAAGCCGUUGUGGUAGCAGCAUGCUAAUGGUGCUCAGCAGCGCGCUCAGUUAGCAAAAUGUCAAGUAGUUUUUAAUGCAUUUUACAUACACAAAUACACAUAAAGAUCUUUUAAGAGUAAGAUUUCCAUACUAUACAUUUUUAAUAUAGAGAUACUUAUGGUACACAGUAAAGGGAAAAUAUUCUUAUUUAACUUGAAGCAUUUACGUAUGUCGUACAUGCAAAUAACCUAUUUUACUAUCUCACUUUUCAUUUAU